Cetraspora pellucida is the source of this 1627-nucleotide messenger RNA. Lineage: Eukaryota; Fungi; Glomeromycota; Glomeromycetes; Diversisporales; Gigasporaceae. The record is from the annotation of a GenBank genome assembly.
AUGAACACAACGGUUCUCACUCACUCUGCUCAACUUUCUAUAAACGAUCACCAAAAAUCGCUCGGAAAAGUUAAACAAUAUCAUAGUACUUCGGAUUUGUUUGUCGAAUCGGACGAUAUAACCUUUACACCCUUAGAUCCCGAUUCCAUGCUCGCAGAUUUACCUUAUACUUCCAGUACUGGUUCUGUCAGUGGCUCAACCGUUAUUACCAGCCCUGCUCCUUCUUACAUGGCCCACCUUCCUUCAAAGUUAAAAUCUUUUUUUAGACUAAGCGGCGGUCAUAAAAAGGAAUCUUCGAUGAGUUCUGCUAAUGGUGAACAUGGUUCCUCCUCAUCUUUAUCAUCCAUUUUGUCAAACGAUAGUGAAAAGAAUUCUGUUAAUGAUUAUGUUCAAAAUGAGGGUUCGAAACCAGAAAAAAAUAAAACAAUUGGAUCUUUGUUUUUAAAAGAUCAAAACAGUAAUCAAAAGCUGCGUAGGGUAGCUUCUGCUCCUAAUACUAAAACUUUGAACGAUAUUAAUCUUGGAAAUUCGCAAUAUCAAUUUUACGGAAAUUCCAACGAGAAUAAUAACGUAAAAUUGUCUGUUCCAGUUAGGCCUGUAUCAGAAAUAAAACGGUCUGGGACUUUCAAACGAACUUAUUCGUCAAAUUCGAUCAAAAUCAAGAGAGUUGAAGUCGGUCCUAGUAGUUUCCAGAAAAUUAAAUUAUUGGGAAAGGGUGAUGUUGGAAAAGAAAUGAUCAAGCGGAACAAAAUCAAACGUGCGCUUGCUGAGCAGGAAAUUCUGGCUACAUCAAAUCAUCCAUUCAUCGUCACGUUAUAUCAUUCUUUCCAAAGUGUGGAUUAUUUAUAUUUAUGCAUGGAAUAUUGCAUGGGUGGUGAAUUCUUUCGUGCAUUACAAACACGGCCAGGGAAAUGCUUAUCAGAAGAAGAUGCUAAAUUUUAUGCUGCUGAAGUAAUUGCUGCAUUAGAAUAUUUGCAUUUAAUGGGUUUUAUUUAUCGUGAUUUGAAACCUGAAAAUUUUGAUCUUUCAAAACAAUCCCAUCCAGCAAAUAUGCCCGGAAUUGUUAAAAAUAGCUCUGGAAAUUCUCCACCAACAAUAGAUACAAAAUCAUGUAUUGCUCAUCUUCGAACGAAUUCUUUUGUUGGAACUGAGGAGUACAUUGCUCCAGAAGUGAUUAAAGGCUGUGGUCAUACAAGUGCCGUUGAUUGGUGGACACUUGGGAUCCUAAUAUACGAAAUGCUGUACGGAUUCACUCCUUUCAAGGGUCAGAAUCGUAAUGCCACUUUUUCUAAUAUAUUGAAAAAUGAUGUUUGUUUUCCAGAAACAGGGGGUGCACAAACGGUAUCAAGUCUUUGUAAAGCAUUAAUCCGUAAAUUGCUGUGUAAAGAUGAAAAUCGACGACUUGGAUCUAAAGCUGGUGCAUCUGACGUUAAAGCUCACCCUUUCUUUAAGAGUACGCAGUGGGCUUUACUGAGGCAUGCAACUCCACCAAUUAUACCUCAACAAAGUUUCGGUACUGAUACUGUAAACUUCCGUAAUAUUCAAGAAAGUGUUAGUUUAGAUAUGGAAGGAGAGAAAAUCGUGGUUAGUGUUAAUGGUGACAAUCCUUUUGAAGAAUUUAAUAGUG